CUGGGGUGUCAUAGGGAAGAGACAGAUCAGUCAGGAAGGCCUGGGGCUGAUAGCACUGGCAGGAAGGAAUGCCACUUCGCUGAGUGAGUGUGGCCCAGGGACACGUCACGCCCCGCCCCCUGUCAGUCAUGGGGGUGUGGCGGGGCCUCUCCAGCCGUCCUUUUCCCCUGCCCAGCCUGGCAUCAGCACAGUCCACACUCAGCUCACCUUGUACCUGACAGGCCUCAGGACAGCAGGGAAGGCAAUGGAGACUUCAGGAUCCUCCUCCCAGACUCCAGACCACAGUCAAGUCCACGGAAAUACAGAAGAUGUAGUCUAUGGAGAGACAGAUUUCCACAAGCAAGACAGGGAGGCUGGACUCUCUCCUCAAAAACAGUAUAAGAGAGACAAGUCUUCUUCCUCCUCCUCUUCGUCUUCCUCCUCCUCUUCCUCUUCAUCCUCGUCCUCCUCUGCUUCAGAGAGCAGUGAUGAGGACCAGCACCCCAGAAAAACCAGGAAACAUCGGCAGAGUCGGGGGGCUGGACACUCCCACAGGGGCGGCUCACCGGGUGCUGAGCAUGCGGAGCCUGACCUCUUGAAGGAUGAGCUUCAACUCUACAGAGGUGCUCCUGGGGAGGUGGUGCCCUCUGGAGAGUCAGGACUCCGAAGGAGAGGCUCAGACCCAGCAAGUGGAGAAAUGGAGGAGGUCUCUCAGUUAAGAAGACUGAAUAUAAAGAAAGAUGAUGAGUUUUUCCACUUCGUCCUCCUCUGCUUUGCAAUUGGGGCCUUGCUGGUGUGUUAUCACUAUUACGCAGACUGGUUCAUGUCCCUUGGGGUUGGCCUGCUCACCUUCGCCUCCCUGGACAGAGUAGUCACCUUUCGCUUCUUGUCUGGGCAGUAUACCGGAUCCACCGAGUCCUGCAAGGCUUCAUCCCCCUCUUCCAGAAGCUCAGGCUGAUCGGGUUCAGGAGGACUGACUGAGGCCAGUGCCCGGCGGGCAGCCAGGCCCAGCCCUAGUGUGACCAGCGUGGCAUCCGAAGCACAGAGCGACAUUCUGGGAGACAUGUGGGCAGGCCAGGCUAGAGCAAUAAAGAGAGCUCUUUUCCUUCCA
This is a messenger RNA of Myotis davidii, 1090 nucleotides long. RefSeq names its product transmembrane protein 40 (gene TMEM40). The transcript has 12 exons. NCBI's taxonomy places the organism in Eukaryota, Metazoa, Chordata, Mammalia, Chiroptera, Vespertilionidae. The record is from RefSeq and is a predicted model, not a curated record. The coding region runs from base 245 to 937 and encodes 230 amino acids.